Messenger RNA from Lasiosphaeria miniovina, 498 nucleotides. RefSeq names its product small secreted protein. Bases 1 to 498 code for a protein of 165 amino acids. The record is from RefSeq and is a predicted model, not a curated record. NCBI's taxonomy places the organism in Eukaryota, Fungi, Ascomycota, Sordariomycetes, Sordariales, Lasiosphaeriaceae. The transcript is spliced from 2 exons.
AUGAAAUUCUCACUCGUCCUCGCCGGCCUCGUGGCCCUCGUCGCCGCAGCCCCCGUGGAAAAGCGGGCCGUCUUCUCGACCAAGACGUACAACCAGCUGUCCAUCAGCGGCGGCGUGGCCGGCAACGCGCAGAAGGAGGCCCUGGCCGUGCUCAAGGGCCUGCCCGCCGACCUCACCAAGGUCGAGAAGGCCGACCUCAACUUCCUCAACAGCGUAAACCAGAUCGCCAACGAUGCCGAGACGGAGGCCUUCAACCCGCAAAUUGCCGCGGCGUCGGGCACUAAGGCCGCUGCGCUCCAGCGCGGGAAAAUCAAGAACAAGGUCCUCAAGCUCACCGCCACCAUCCUCAAGCUGCAGGCCCAGGCGGCCCAGGGGCAGAACGUCGCGUCGCAGCUGGCCACCGAGCAGAAGAAGCUCGACAACAACAUCUCGCAGGACAAGGCCGCGGCCGGCCAGGCGUCGACGGCGCUCAAGUUUGACGCCACGACCAAGUCGUGA